AGCGUCAGCUACGCAAUCUGGUGGCUAAAUCCGUAUCGGAGUGCCCUAGGUCAUUAUUCAUCUUUGACGAAAUGGAUAAAAUGCCAAUUGGGCUCAUAGAUGUUCUCAAACCUUACUUAGACCACUACCCUGAUGUGGGAAAGAUAGACUAUCGCAAAAGUAUCUUCAUAUUUCUCAGCAACUCAGGGGGUCAUCUUAUAAACGGUGCUGUGCUAAACCACUGGAAGGAGGGAAAGAAGAGAGAAGACAUUAAAAUCAAACAGAUGGACAAGGUUAUUAACCUUGGUGAAUUUAACAACAAGGGUGGUUUUUGGCACUCAUCUCUAAUUGAGAAGAAUCUCAUUGAUUACUUCAUUCCAUUUAUGCCAUUAGAGAGAUCCCACAUCAAAAUGUGUGCUAAAGCCGACCUAGAAAAGAAAGGACACCCAGUCACUGAACUGAUCCUUAACAAGGUGGCCGACGAGCUAAUCUACUUUCCAGAUGACUUGAAGGUCUUUUCCCAGUCUGGUUGUAAGAAGAUUUCCAGUAAAGUAGACUAUAUAAUGGGUUAAGAAAACAAAGUGUUUUAGAGUUAGUUUUAAGUAUUGUCUCAUGUGAUUCCUGUUAUUACUUCACGUGAACUUUUGCAUGAAGAGUCUGUGGUAGGCAGUGGGAGAAAGUUUGAGAAUCUGGAGUGGGUAGUUGCCAGUUUCAUCCUAGUACACAAAAACUUUUGGUAUUGAUUUGUGGGGUCAACAGCCCUGCUUUUUCCUUUCCCCUGGCCUUUUCAUCCCAUCGACCAGAAAGUGAAGUUAGAGCAAGGAUGCCAGAAUCACUGUGACAACCUCCUCAUAGCUUGAAGAGAAUGAAUGCAGGCCAGAUAAGUUAUUCUAUAUGACAUCUACAGGUUAUUUGGUCUCACCCAGCUUCCUGUAUUCGAUGUUAACUCUUGAGACCCAAAAAUUCCAUCCUCAGCAUUAAUGUUGUCACAGCCCUGCUGAAUAGAAGUGGUUUGGUACAAAUUCAUUGGUUGGUGCCAUAAAAUAUUCAUAUCCACCCCAAUGAGGGUUAUUUUAAGGAUAGAGUGCAAUCAGUGUCCAUUGUUAUGUGCCAUCCUCUUUAACUUAAGAAAGGUGUUACUACAACUACUGGAAAUUCCACAGGGGAGAAUCAAAAGCCAAAAUUGGAAUUCCCACAAAGAUGGGGGAGAGGGUUUCAAACAAACAAACCUGCUGUGGGAGGAGUAUGGAUAUUUUCUGGAACAACAUAUUCCAGAAAAAAGGCUAUUUUGUACCAAGACAACUUAUUAUCCAACUCUUCUCUUUGUAUAACAACUGACACAAUAAAUGAGUACAAGUAUAGGUAAUUUAGAUAUUUUUAUGAUAGGAAAGCAUGACCACAUAUGACACAAAGGCAGUUUAAAAGAAGAACACUGGAUGACAUUUUAGGCUGUAAUAUUGCUGUAUACACAAUAUACUUGUUAUUUUUCAGCCUUAGGUCUUCAAUGUUACACCAUGCAGCACGGA
Molecule: messenger RNA, 1505 nt
Organism: Orbicella faveolata
Lineage: Eukaryota; Metazoa; Cnidaria; Anthozoa; Scleractinia; Merulinidae
Product: torsin-1A pseudogene
Source: RefSeq, a predicted model, not a curated record